Ooceraea biroi (clonal raider ant) is the source of this 2255-nucleotide messenger RNA. RefSeq lists its product as uncharacterized. Lineage: Eukaryota; Metazoa; Arthropoda; Insecta; Hymenoptera; Formicidae. The record is from RefSeq and is a predicted model, not a curated record.
GUCGGCCCGCCGUCCCCCGCGCGUUCGCCAGCGACGACUCGCACCGCGACUGCGAGGAUCCACGAAUCGGCCGAACACAACCGCGGCGGCGGGCGCGCUCAAAUGCCGGCCGUCCUCGUUUAUGAGACGCGUCUCGACGCAGCCGACUGACGGCUGUCGCGGCCGGCCGGACGUACGAGCGUCGCGGAAGAGGAGACGAUUCGCGCGUGUACGGAAACGCGGCAGGAGACGGCGGAAAAAAAGCGCGGCUGCGUCGGCGGCCGCGAGCGGAGGAUCGAGAAUCGCGCGCUCGCGCGCGCGCGGACCGCGAGGGGGAGGAUCCACCACGAGGAGGUGAGAGCGAGGUGUCGCGAGGACGACGCGUCGCGCGAGAACCUUCGUGGACGGAUCCACGUCCCGAUCGUAUCCGGUACCGACAUCCCGGGGGUGCCCCCGGGGGCGCGCUCCGAGGACCGUCCCGUCCAACAAUGGGAAAGUGCGCGCGUGUUCUCGUCUCUCCCGCAAUGUGCUGCUCCUAUUUACGGUUCGCUAUGGUGCUUCGCUACAGUGAGUUCUAGACGUUGGAAAACGUUGGGGGGAUGUGCACGCGGAGUGCUCUCGAGCUCGGUAGAAAUAUCGUCGCCGGCACACACCCCGGGGACUGGAACGUCGUCCGCGGAACUUUAUUGUUGAUUAUUCAGACGAAUUUAUCGCGAGUCGUUGUUGUUGAGCUGGUUGCAAGCAGGCAAGCAGACGCGCGUCCGCGCUCGUUGAACUUGUUGAUCCAUGCGCGUGCAUCUAUCGGACGGACUGAAAGAAUCGUCGCUGAAGAGACUCAGCCCGAGGGUCCUCGAGACGACGAGGGCGCGUACUUGAAACCUUGUAAGGCGCUGAAAACUCGCGCGAACUCGAGGAGCGUCCGUGAGAUCUCCGCGAAACACCCUUCUUCCUCUCGUCGCGUCCGGAAAUCCGGAGAUUUCCCAGCAUACGGCGACUCCGAGAAAGCCCGCGCAUCGAGUUCCGGUCGAGCGUGCAGUGGAGAAACGAUGCGGAAACACAUCGCGUCCCAUCCAGCAGUAUCGCAUCCAGCGACUUCUUAAUAUUGAAGAUUCUUUCUUAAUUGAAGAUAAUUCGCGAGGACGACUGCAAGAAUGACGCACGAGGAUCCGCUCGACGCCUCUCCGUCAUCUUCGUUAUCGUCGUCGUCGUCAUCGUCGUUGUCGUCGUCGUCGAUAUUCGAGCGCGAGGAAGUGAUAAAGUUAUAAUGAUCGUGCAGAAUCGCGCUGAGCGACGACGAGAAAUUAUACGUUUGCCCCCUUGAUCCACUCCUCCCGAUCCCUCACGUCCCUCAUCGCCAUGGAGAAAAAGCUAUUCAUAUACAUAGAGAAUAUAUAUACAUAGAUACAUAUACGCAUGUUUUCGGACCAUCCCACGUCGGGGAUGGAUAGUGUUGUCUGUUGAGUGUAAAUUUCUAUUUCGGACCAUUCGUGCGCGAGUGAUCGCGGCGAGUGAACGCUAAUUCCGGUGAAAAAUGGCAAUGGUAAUAUCGCCCCGCAGUAAAAUCGUGACACUAUCCCUGCUGAUUGGCAUCAUCACUCUGGUGGCACUCAUUAUAACGGGCGUGAUCGGUAUUUGGAACGGAAAGAGCGAGAAGACGAGCACCGCGACGAGAACGAAGAUGGUGAGCAGUAAGCUCCAACAGGUCACUGGAUAUGCCGCCAUGCAACACGUGAGUAAAGCCAUAAAGUCGAAUUCGCAAAGAGACGCGAUCGCUCACAACGUUGAGAGCGAUCAUUUCUCAUUUUUGAGAUAAAUGUUCAAGCGUCUCGAAACUUGAUGCGCUUGAGGAGUAAAUUCCGUGUUCGCAUUUUAUUUUCUUUAAUCGAUUAACAUGUUAAAAUAUUGAGAUUAUUCCGUAAAUUAUAUUUGUAGCAUACAAAAUGUUAUGGCUAUCCCUUCAAGAUAAUGUUAAAAACUCGUUUUUCAAUCUUGAUGUAGAAAUUUAUUUUAUAUGAGACGUUUGCUGCGUGACUCUGCUUUCAUGAGAAUUUAUAGUCGAUCUUUUCGUGAAAAUUAAAUAACUUCUUGAUAUAAGAACCUUGAUAAUCAAUGUAUUUGGCACGCGGAAUGUUCCUUGCGAAUAUCUAACAAAGAUGAUUCUGUCUUAUAAAAUCGUUGAUAUCUUUAACUUAUCGUUUGUAUUAGGUUGUUCAUUAAGUUCUGCGGUUUUUUUGCCCUAAAUUAAAACAUAAAUCUAUUGUACUUACACAUUUAUU